Rattus norvegicus (Norway rat) is the source of this 2306-nucleotide messenger RNA. It is a transcript of the gene Glb1l3, whose product is annotated as galactosidase, beta 1-like 3. The record is from RefSeq and is marked validated. NCBI's taxonomy places the organism in Eukaryota, Metazoa, Chordata, Mammalia, Rodentia, Muridae. The transcript has 20 exons. Gene Ontology annotation, molecular function: hydrolase activity, hydrolyzing O-glycosyl compounds; beta-galactosidase activity. The coding region runs from base 93 to 2027 and encodes 644 amino acids. Gene Ontology annotation, biological process: carbohydrate metabolic process.
CUGCACUGCAUCGGGCCUGACUAGAGAUCGUGUGUCUGAGGCACCCGAGAGAGCAGGAUCUGCAAGGACCUUCGCAUCCCUGGCUUCCAGAGAUGGCAUACCUAAGCAAGCAUUGUUCCUGGAAGAGAAUCAUGGCCAUCUUCUUCCUGCCACUAGUCUUACCAGGUUUUGCUCCUCGCUCAGAGGACUCAUUUAAGUCUCCUGCCAGGUUCAGUUGGUCUUAUCUGAACCCCUCCAAGCUGAAAAAGAGAUCUGUAGGACUUAGCACUGAAACCAAUGCUCACGGCCAAGCAUACUUCACCCUGGAAGGCCACAAAUUCAUGAUAGUUGGAGGCUCCAUACACUACUUCCGGGUGCCCAGGGAGUAUUGGAAAGACCGCUUGCUGAAGCUCCAGGCCUGUGGAUUUAACACUGUCACUACCUACAUCCCGUGGAACCUCCAUGAGCAAGAGAGGGGGAAAUUUGACUUCUCUGAGAUCCUGGACUUGGAGGCAUAUGUUUUGCUGGCUAAGACUCUUGGACUGUGGGUGAUUCUUCGUCCAGGGCCAUACAUCUGUGCUGAGGUUGACUUGGGUGGAUUACCUAGCUGGCUUCUACGCAAUCCUGGGUCAAAUCUGAGAACAACCAACAAGGACUUUAUUGAAGCUGUUGAUAAAUAUUUUGAUCAUCUGAUUCCCAAAAUACUUCCUCUUCAGUACCGCCGUGGUGGCCCUGUUAUUGCUGUCCAAGUAGAGAAUGAAUAUGGUUCAUUUCGAAAUGAUAAGAACUACAUGGAGUACAUUAAGAAGGCUCUGCUGAAUAGAGGGAUUGUAGAGCUCCUCUUGACCUCAGAUAAUGAGAGUGGAAUUCGGAUCGGCUCUGUCAAAGGAGCAUUGGCUACUAUCAAUGUGAACUCAUUUAUAAAGGAUUCGUUUGUUAAGCUUCAUAGAAUGCAGAAUGAUAAGCCUAUUAUGAUUAUGGAAUACUGGACUGGCUGGUAUGACUCGUGGGGGAGUAAACACACUGAGAAAAGUGCAAAUGAAAUUCGACGCACAAUAUAUAGAUUCUUCAGCUAUGGACUCUCCUUCAACGUGUAUAUGUUCCACGGUGGAACCAACUUUGGUUUCAUAAAUGGAGGCUAUCAUGAAAAUGGUCACACGAAUGUUGUGACUAGCUAUGACUAUGAUGCUGUGCUUUCCGAGGCUGGUGAUUACACAGAAAAGUAUUUCAAGCUUCGGAAACUCUUUGCAUCUGGAUCAGCACGUCCUCUACCGCCAUUGCCUCGUCUUAUUCCCAAGGCUGUCUAUCCCUCUGUGAAUCUAUCAUUCUACCUGCCACUGUUUGAUAUCCUACCAUACUUAAAUAAGCCUGUCAUGUUAGAAACUCCAGUCACCAUGGAGAAUCUUCCAAUAAACAAUGGCAGUGGUCAGCCAUUUGGAUUGGUCCUUUAUGAGACGUCCAUCUGUUUUGGAGGCGGUCUCUCUGCUUCAGUCCACGAUUCGGCACAGGUGUUUUUGAAUGACAAAAGCAUAGGAAUUCUGGAUGAGAAUAAUGAGUUCCUGCAUAUUCCUAAAAUCCAGGGUUGUCAGCUUCUGAGGAUCCUGGUUGAGAAUCAAGGCCGAAUCAAUUUCUCAUGGAGAAUUCAAAGUGAGCAGAAAGGAUUAAAUGAAGCAGUUACCAUCAAUGGUACUUUGCUGAGGAAUUUCACCAUCUAUUCUCUGGACAUGAAGAUGAGCUUCUUCGAGAGGCUCCGCUCUGCAUCAUGGAGAAUUGCUCCAAAAACUUAUAAAGGCCCUGCCUUCUACUGGGGAAGUUUGAACGUUGGCUCUUUUCCCACGGACACCUUCCUGCACCUACCAAAUUGGCAUUAUGGGUUUGUGUUCAUCAACGGACGAAAUCUUGGAAGAUAUUGGGACAUUGGGCCUCAGAAAACACUGUACCUUCCUGGUCCCUGGCUUCAUCCAGAAGACAACGAUGUCAUCGUGUUUGAGAAGAUAGAGAAGGGAUUUUACAUCCAGACGAGAAAGAAACCCCAGUUGCAAAAUUAAUUCUACAAAACAGAUUCUGAAUUGUCAGAGGGUUCUGAUGGUUCUUUUGAAUGUUGAUCACUGCUAAGAAUAUUGCAAAUAGUGCUGCUGACAGAAAAACAUGAAAAUAACCAAAAUACCCAGAGAAAUUGGGUAUUUCCAUUUAAUUACUAAUUUUAGGCUAUAAACUUCAAAAUCUUUAGUAGACAAAUUUAUCUAGUUAAAUGCUUAAUUCUUAGUAGGUUCUUAUUCUCUGUCAAGAUAUGCCUUUAGAAAGAAAAUAAAAACAAAUUUAACUUC